Molecule: messenger RNA, 2275 nt
Organism: Bradysia coprophila
Lineage: Eukaryota; Metazoa; Arthropoda; Insecta; Diptera; Sciaridae
Product: copine-8-like
Biological process (GO): cellular response to calcium ion
Cellular component (GO): plasma membrane
Molecular function (GO): calcium-dependent phospholipid binding
Source: RefSeq, a predicted model, not a curated record
UUAGUUCGCUAUAUAGUCAAUAGCGCUUAUUAUAUUUCGCGUGUGGACUAUUGUCUUUUUGUGUGUAUAGUCGUCAUACUUCAAACAGUGUUAUCGCUGUAGUGACACACGAUUCACCUUCAAGGGUGUGGACAAAAAAUUUCAUACGAUUCAUAGAAAAUCGGAUAAAAAUGACGGCUCCAAACUUUACGAACAUCGGUUUCGGCAACAUGGGUCCAUCAGCCGCUGCUGCAUGCACUUCACAAAUAGAAAUGACGCUCAGUUGUCGGAAUCUGACUAAUAUGGAUGUCAUGUCAAAAUCCGAUCCGUUCUGCAUUGUUUUCAUGAAGGAAUCACACCAAGAUCGAUAUUUCGAGGUCGGUCGCACCGAACCGAUAGAUGACAAUCUGAGUCCGGAAUGGGUGAAAAAAUUCAUUUUGAAUUACAAUUUCGAGACGAUCCAAAAAAUUCGCUUUGAAGUGUGGGACAAAGAUCCUUCCGGAACCGAUUUCAUUGGUGAAUAUGAAUCGACCAUGGCCGAGAUUGUAUCGUACAGUGGUCGUCAAUUCGUCAGUAAAUUAAAGGAUAAAAAAUCAAACAUCGCCGGUCACAUUGUCAUUGUGACCGAAGAAGUGUCGAGCUGCAAGGAAAUCAUUCAAAUGACAUUUCGUGCCACCAAUCUGCAGAAGCAAUUCUUCUUCGUUCGAAAUGAUCCGUUCCUGGUGUUCUCCCGUUCGAAUGAAGACGGCUCGUAUUCGGUGGUGCUGAAAACGGAAGUCGUGAGUUCGACCCAGAAUCCGCGCUGGAAGCCAUUGACAAUCAGAGGCAGAACCCUGUGUAACGGUGACAAUGACAGAACAAUCAAAAUCGAUUGCUUUGACAGUCGGAACGACGGUGACCAUAAGCUAAUCGGUACGUGUCAAACGUCUCUGCGUACGUUAAAGAAGGGAGCAGGCCGAGUCGGCGAAGACAACCAAUAUCUUCUUCGAAAAACUAUGAACAGUAAAGAGCAUACGGGUAUGUUGGAGCUGAUGAAUAUUGUUGUAACUGAGGAGAUUUCGUUUUUGGAUUACAUUCGCGGAGGAACACAGAUGCAUUUUGCCGUUGCUAUUGAUUUUACUGCCUCGAAUGGAUCUCCGGGGGAUCCGCGAUCACUGCAUUUCAUGAGCAAUGUCCCCAACAGCUACGAGAUUGCGUUGAGGAGUGUCGGUGAAAUCAUACAGAGCUAUGACACGUCGCAGAUGUAUCCGGCUUUUGGUUUCGGAGCCAAACUACCACCAACGGGAAAUGUGUCACACCAAUUCCCAUUGAACGGCAAACCAUCCAAUCCGUUCUGCACCAGCAUCCAAGAAAUUUUGGCCCAUUACCGUACCACACUGACCAAAGUGCAACUCUACGGACCAACCAACUUCUCACCGGUGAUUCUCAACACCAUCGAAAUAUCAAAACAAUACCAGGACGGCAAGCAUUACUUCGUGCUGCUCAUCAUCACCGACGGCAUAAUAUCCGACAUGCAUCCGACCAUCCGUGCAAUCAUAAACGCAUCCAAGCUACCGAUUUCGAUCAUCAUCGUUGGUGUGGGAAGCGCCGACUUUGGUGCAAUGGACGAAUUGGAUGCUGAUGACAAGCGAUUGAAUUUGGACGGUCAAUUUGCCGACCGAGACAUUGUGCAGUUUGUGCCGUUGAAUCGUUUUCUGGUCGAAACGGGGUCGUUUGUAAAAUCUCAGGCGGAUUUGGCGAGAGCAGUGCUGGCUGAAAUUCCAGACCAAAUGGUUGGUUACAUGAAAUCGAAAGGAUUUAAACCGCAGCCGACUGCAGGUCCAACAGGUGUGCCAUCUGCACCGAUAAGUUAAUUUAAACGUUUAGUGGUUGGUGUUGAUGUUUUUCUUUAGUUUAACAAGUAUCAGGGAUGACACAGGGGCUAAUAUUGGGGGAUGAAUUGCCUAAAUUCCAGAAAAUUCUCUAAAAUUCCCACAACAACAAAAAUUCAGAGGAAUUGAGAGAAUUUUUAGCGAAUUCGUUCUCAAAUAUUGGUCACUGGAUGACUGUGUUCUUAAGUGUUUGAUAUUUACUAUAACGCUAACGUGCAAAUUUAUAUAUUUUUUUACAAAAAAGCCUUUUGGGCCACUUGCUCUAAAAGCUUCUAUUUUUCAUAUAAAGUUUUCUCUAUUACAAAAAACAAAAAUUCUUAAAAUAUUCGUUACAAACGAUGUCCAAGCCUUAUUGAACUUACAAAAUUUAUGGAAAUUUUACGUCUGAUUGGUCUGAUAAAAAACCGUAAAUGGAUAAGUGCAUA